Molecule: messenger RNA, 557 nt
Organism: Merops nubicus (carmine bee-eater)
Lineage: Eukaryota; Metazoa; Chordata; Aves; Coraciiformes; Meropidae
Gene: AURKAIP1
Product: aurora kinase A interacting protein 1
Exons: 2
Biological process (GO): mRNA processing
Cellular component (GO): mitochondrion
Source: RefSeq, a predicted model, not a curated record
GCCGCCUGCUGCCAAGAUCAGUGUCUUCCUUUCUUUGCUAUCCCUCCACCCCUGCACACUAUAGCACGCAGCCAUCGAACAAGAAUGGAGCCCAGCCUCAGCAGUGGUACUCUCUGGAGCCUGAGCUGGAGGAGAUGCUGAUCCCCAGGAAGCUUUCCAUCAGCCCCUUGGAGAGCUGGCUGACAGUCAGGUACUCCCUCCCUGCGGCAGAAGUCCUCAGCGCUCAGGGAGGAGCUGGGGAGGAGCCGCUGCGGCAGUACCACUGUCCCCCAGCAGAGGAUGGAGCUGAUGCGGGGGAAGGAGAAGGAACUUUUAACAACAGCCUCCAGUGUAAGAACGUCCUGAGCAUCCGGAGGAGGAAGAUGAACCGGCACAAGUACAAAAAGCUGCUGAAGAGGAGGAAGUUCAUCCGGAGGAGGGUGAAGGAAAGUCGCAAGAAGAAGCGUCAGAUAAAAUUUGAGAAAGAUUUGGAGCGCAUCUGGAAAAGAGCUGGUUUGAAAAGUCCUCCUGCAGGAUGGCAAACACCCAAGAUAUUUCUGAAAAGUUCAAAGAGAUAA